AUGCCUUCCCUUGGAAAGAUCCUGCUCUCCUCCUCGUUCUUUUUUCUCUCCCAGUGCCUGCAAGGCCUGGCUUUCCUUCAUGCCAACCAGGUGAUCCACAGAGACAUCAAAAGUGACAACAUCCUUCUGGGCCGGGAUGGCUCCGUCAAGCUGGCCGAUUUUGGCCUCUGUGCUCCGUUCAGCCCUGAGCAGAGUAAACGGAGGUCGAUGGUCGGGACCACUUGCUGGAUGGCACCCGAGGUGGUGAGAAGAGAGCCAUACGGCCCCAAAGUGGACAUCUGGUCCCUUGGCAUCAUGGGAAUAGAAAUGGCCAAAGGAGAGGCUCCUUAUAUUCGGGAAACCAGUGAGAGGGUAAGGUGCAAAUACGCUCAGAGAGCGGUGUCCUUCUCCUGUGUGUCCAUUAGACAAAAUCCCAUGCCCACAGCUUAAAGUGCUUCCACCAAG
This is a messenger RNA of Vidua macroura (Pin-tailed whydah), 444 nucleotides long. Its product is annotated as serine/threonine-protein kinase PAK 2-like. Gene Ontology annotation, cellular component: cytoplasm. Bases 1 to 429 code for a protein of 142 amino acids. Gene Ontology annotation, molecular function: ATP binding; protein serine/threonine kinase activity. The record is from RefSeq and is a predicted model, not a curated record. The transcript has 3 exons. Gene Ontology annotation, biological process: regulation of MAPK cascade; protein phosphorylation; intracellular signal transduction. NCBI's taxonomy places the organism in Eukaryota, Metazoa, Chordata, Aves, Passeriformes, Viduidae.